CCUCAUUCGCUCAGGUCCGUCUUCUUCCACUGCUUCUCAUCUUCCGUGUCUCUUUUGCUACUACUUUUGACUUGCAUAAGUUAUUUAGCAAACAAAAGAAAACAAAAUAGCCUGAAUGGAAGAAAUUAUGUCCUCUUGUUCUCCAAACUUUGGUCAAGAAAACUCAGCCACACUUCAACAACGUCUCCAGUUCAUCGUCCAGAACAGGCCUGAAUGGUGGGUUUACUCAAUCUUCUGGCAAGCCUCUAAGGACAGCAAUGGCCAAGUUGCUUUGUCCUGGGCUGGUGGUCAUUUCCGAAGCUCCAGGGACUUGGCAUCCAAAAGAAGCAACAAAUUAGUCCAUAAUUACCAACCCAAAUCCGGGUUCAUCAGUACGGAGAGAAAGAAGGUUGUUAACAGAGAAGUUGAAGCUCUUUUCCAUGAAGACAUGGAUUUGGACGGUGGAGAUGUCACCGACUCCGAGUGGUUCUACUUUUACACGGUUUCUUUAACCCAGUCGUUUGCUGCAUGCCAUGGGACUGGGAAUAUCCUGGGCCGUGCGUUUUGUUCUGGCGGUUUUGUUUGGCUGGCAGGUGACCAUGAGCUUCAAUUCUAUGAGUGUGAGAGAGUGAAAGAAGCUCGAAUGCAUGGAAUUCAAACUCUGGUUUGUAUUCAAACUUCAUGUGGAGUUCUUGAGCUGGCUUCUCUGGAUGUGAUCAAAGAAGAUUGGGGCCUUGUGGAGGUUUCCAAAUCUCUUUUUGGAUCAGAAAACAGCAGAGUCUCAAAGCCACAGAGCAGUCGUGAGGGCCAUGUACUUGUUCCUCUGCUUGAAAGUGGAAUGUUUUCGGCUGGACCUCAAAAAGAGUGGACCGCACAAGGUGGUACAAAGGAACGUUUUGCUUUGAAUAUUGGUGGAUCAUCGUCAGACUCAGGGCCUUCUGACUCAGUCGGAAAUUUCACGACGGAGAAUGCGGAGAAUAACGGUCGAUUAAAAAAGAGAGGAAGAUCAUCCAACCAUGGAACUGAUAGAGAAUCACCAAUAAAUCAUGUUGAGGCAGAGAGACAGCGGAGAGAGAAGCUUAACCAUCGAUUCUACGCCCUCCGCUCUGUUGUUCCAAAUGUGUCGAAAAUGGACAAAGCUUCUUUACUUUCUGAUGCAGUUGUGUACAUCAAUAAGCUCAAAGCAAGGGUUGAGGAAUUGGAGGCUAAAAUCCAACAACAACCCCAGAAACCGAAAUUAGGUAUUUUGAGUAAUCUUGAGCAUCAUCAAUCCAACCAAAGUGCCAGUUCCAUAGUCGAUCAUCAUCGUCACCAUCAUCAUCAUCAAGCAAGGCCUAGGCCAGCAUCAAGUUAUACUAAUUGUGAAGUAGCUGGGGCAAUAGAAGUGGAUGUGAAGAUUGUGGGCUCAGAAGCUAUGAUACGAGUUCAGAGUCCGGAUCAGAAUUACCCAUAUGCUAGAUUGAUGAAUGCACUAAAAGACCUUGAAUUACAAGUUUAUCAUGCAAGCAUAUCAAGCGUGAAAGAAAUGAUGCUUCAAGAUGUUGUGGCUAGAGUUCCUCAUGGAUUCACAAGUGAGGAGGCCAUGAGAACCGCUAUUAUAAAAAGAUGGUACAACUAGAAAUUCAAUAAUUAGUUUCCCUAUCAAAUGAGGAUAUCCUUCUUCUUCUUUGGUAGUGAUUGUCGUAACUGAAAAUUGAAGUUUCUUAGCCAAGUUUGGAGGAGGGAAUGAAUCUGUGUACGUUAACUGUAGACUUGUUUUCCAAGUUUAAUAUUUCUAAGCUAUGAAGAUAUGAUAUUAAUUAGCCUACUCACCUGCUAUAUCUCUCUAUUACAAAUAUGUGAAAAACUAUAUGUUGUGUGCCCAGUGUAUAUGUUGUUUCUGCCAUUGCGCGGCGGAUUUGUAUUGUAGGUAUGAGUAUAUGUGUUUUCGGUUGCUGGAUCGAGGA
This is a messenger RNA of Prunus mume (Japanese apricot), 1925 nucleotides long. The record is from RefSeq and is a predicted model, not a curated record. Lineage: Eukaryota; Viridiplantae; Streptophyta; Magnoliopsida; Rosales; Rosaceae.